AUGCAAACGUCAAAGUUAUUGUUAAAAUGUUUCACAACAACAUUUUGUUUACUUCAUGUUUGUGGAGACAAGACUAUUGGUGCAAUUUUCGAUGAUGGUACAUUUUUAUUAGAAGCCGCGUUCAACAUCGCACUUACGGCGGCAUCCGAAGACCAAGAAAAUCCAUUUGUACCGAGUGUCACACGAACGCCUCCAGGAGAUAUAUUAGAAACGGAGAAAGCGAUGUGCAAGCUCUUAGAGAGUAAUGUAUUUGGUGUCUUCGGUCCAACGAGAAAAGGUUCUCUACAACACAUUCAGACGAUUGCUGAUUUUCUGGAGAUACCUCACAUUAUAGUAGAUCCAAUGGAAACUCAGAAUCGGAAUUGGUCUGUUGUAAAUUUGUUUCCCCACCACUUGGCUUAUUCACAGAUCUUUGCCGAUCUUAUAGAACUAAAAGGAUGGACAGAUUUCACAAUAAUUUAUGAAGGUGCUGAACUUUUACCAUUUUUCGAUAAUAUCUUACAAAUGCAAGAUUUAGAUACGGGUGAAAAAAUUCUAAUUAAUAUUGUCCAAUUGCCUGAAGGCGAUGAUUUCAGGACUCAAUUGAAAUUUAUAAAAAAGUCAGGGUCAGUGAACUACGUUAUAAAUUGUGCUAGAGAUAAAUUGCCGUUAGUACUAGAGCAAGCACAGCAAGUUGGCAUAAUGUCUGAUGACCAUAGCUACCUGAUAAUGAACCCAGACUUCCAGACGAUUGACAUAGACCCAUACAAACAUGGAGGGUCAAGUAUUACAGGGAUACGUAUUUUCGAUCCAACGUUAGACUCCAUUCAGAACUUUAUCAAGUCUUUAAAUGAGAAAGUAGCUGAAUUGUCUGAAAACAAUAUAGAAAACGCGAUAGCAGAAAAUGGUUUGACUGUAGAUUUAGCUUUGGUAUACGAUGCUGUAACUUUAUUUGUUUCAACUUUAAAUGCUAUGAAAUUAGAAGAGGGUUCGAAUGUCACUUGUGACGGAGGUGAAAGCUGGGGUUAUGGCUCUAGUAUUGUGAACUUUGCGAGAACAAUGGAAGUUGAUGGGUUAACGGGAAUGAUAAAAUUUGAUGAAGAUGGUUUCCGUUCAGAUGUUGAAGUAGAUGUACUUGAAGUCAUGAGCUAUGGUUUAGAUAAGGUAGGAACAUGGUCAUUAGAAGAUGGAUUUACUGAAGUAAAAAGAGACGUAACACCAGCUGAACAAGAAGGCUCCGAAUCUAUGAAGGGCAAACAUUUUAUCGUACUAACGGCACUGAGUGCACCAUAUGGAAUGCUCAAAGAAUCUUCAAAAAAACUAGAAGGCAAUGAUCGAUAUGAAGGCUUCGGUAUAGAACUUUUUGAAGAACUAGCAAAGAUAAAUGAAUUCAAUUAUACAUUCGAUAUACAAGAGGAUGGUGUUUACGGCUCAUACAAUUCAAAAACUGGCAAAUGGAAUGGCAUGAUGGAGAAAAUUAUGGAUGGAAGAGCAGAUUUCGCAAUCACCGACUUGACUAUAACAGCAGCUCGUCAAAAAGCGGUUGAUUUCACCAGUCCAUUUAUGAAUUUAGGUAUAACAAUAUUGUAUAAGAAACCUACAAAGGAACCACCAGAUCUCUUUUCUUUUAUAUCACCAUUUUCUAUGGGUGUUUGGGGAUGGCUUGCAGGAGCAUUUGUUGGAGUAUCAGUGCUUUUAUUCGCCUUAGGACGAUUAGCACCAGAAGAAUGGCAAAAUCCAUAUCCGUGUAUCGAAGAACCAGAAACUUUGGACAAUCAGUUCACUUUAGCUAACUCAUUUUGGUUUACAUUGGGCAGUGUGUUAACUCAAGGAUCAGAAAUUGCACCAAUAGCAGUGUCAACUCGAAUGGCUGGAAGUAUGUGGUGGUUCUUCACUUUGAUCAUGGUAUCAUCUUACACAGCCAACUUGGCUGCCUUUCUCACUGUCGAAUCUAAGUUUUAUGCGAUCAAGAGUGUAACUGAUCUAGCAAAUAAUCCUUAUGGAAUAACUUAUGGAGCCAAGAAAGGAGGUGCUACCUUCAGUUUCUUUAAGGAAUCGGAUAAUUUACUGUAUCAGAAAAUGUAUCAAUAUAUGGAAGACCAUCCCGAAUAUCAAACAGCUACCAAUGAUGAAGGAUUAGAGAGAGUAAAAUCGGACACUGAAAACUAUGCUUUCUUAAUGGAAUCGACAUCAAUUGAGUACAUGGUCGAAAGAAACUGCGAUGUCGCUCAAGUAGGCGGUCUUCUGGACAGUAAGGGGUAUGGCAUUGCUAUGAAAAAAAAUUCACCUUAUCGCCAACCUAUGAGCGAAUCUAUAUUGCAACUGCAAGAGGAGGGAAAAUUAACGAGAAUGAAAGACAAAUGGUGGAAAGAAAAGAGAGGAGGUGGUGCUUGUGCGGAUGACGACGCGGGCGGCGGUGAGGCUCAACCCUUGGUGUUGGCGAACGUGGGCGGCGUGUUCAUUGUGCUCGCCGUCGGCUCCUGCAUGGCUGUCAUCUGUGCCUUUGUUGAGAUGGUGUUCGACGUAUGGAUGAUAUCUCACAAGAUGAAGGUUUCAUUCAGAGAAGAAUUGAAAGCUGAACUGAAGUUUAUUUUGAGCUUUAGCGGCGACACUAAACCGGUUCGUCACCGAGAAUCCACAGGCAGUGGGUCAGGUGGGUCUAAGAAAACUGAAGAGAAGGCUGAUGGAGAUCCAGAAACUCCGGGUAGCGAAGGUUUACCAGAUCCAUCUCCAACACCACGCUCGGAGAGAUCAGGACAUUCUCGGCACACACUUCAUAGUAGGCGACAAAGUAAUGCCGUUCAGAUGGCUAAAAUGAGGAAAUAUAGUAUACGAAGUGGAAUAAAUUAG
Spodoptera littoralis (African cotton leafworm) is the source of this 2829-nucleotide messenger RNA. The record is from the annotation of a GenBank genome assembly. Lineage: Eukaryota; Metazoa; Arthropoda; Insecta; Lepidoptera; Noctuidae.